CACAACCUCUCUCGCUCUUCCUUCCCACUCUCACCUUCCCUCUUCUUCCGCGCUCUCUUCCUCUGCUCUCUCUCUCCACCACCUGCUGUGCUCUUCUCCACAGCCCUUCCGCACUCGCUCGCCUCCGCUCUUUCGCACCGCAAACCUCUCCCCGCCUUCUUCCCAACGCGCCCGAUCCGCGCCUGCCGACGCCGCACCCCUCCAUCUUCAAUCGAUAGCCCGCCCUGCAAUGACUUCCAAGCCGUGGUCCGUCGCCUACCCCGAGCCUCCCGGCGACGGUUUCUGGGGCCCUAGAACAUCUACCAUCGACUGGUGCGAAGAGAACUAUGUCGUCUCGCCCUAUGUUGCCGAGGCGGUAAAUACCGUCACCAACGGCAUGUUCAUCGCGCUCGCUGCCUACUCCGUGAUCAACGCCGUGACACAAAAACUCGAGACCCGCUUCAUCCUCACCGCACUGGGCUUCUCGCUCGUCGGCAUCGGCUCCUGGCUCUUCCACAUGACGCUGCAGUACGAGUACCAGCUGCUCGACGAGCUCCCGAUGAUCUACGCGACCUGCAUCCCCACCUGGGCCGUAUUCUCCUACGCGCGCUCGAAGCGCGAAACAGUCUACCUCGGGAUCUACAUCUUUGUCGGCGCAUCGACCCUCACGGCCGUCUACCUCUACUUCAAGGACCCGACGAUCCACCAGGCCGGCUACGCCGUCCUCACCGGCAUGGUCCUCUUCCGCUCGCUCUACCUCAUCGUCACCAAGAUCGACGACCCGCUCGUCCGCAAGGACAUGUGGAAAACAGUCAUCAUCGGCAUCUGCACCUUCCUCUCCGGCUACGGCCUCUGGAUGAUCGACAUCCACUUCUGCAACUCCCUGCGCUCCGCCCGCCGCUCCGUCGGCAUGCCCCUCGGCUUCCUCCUCGAGCUCCACGGAUGGUGGCAUAUCCUCACCGGGUUGGGCGUGUACUACUACCUCGUCUUCCUCGAGUACCUCCGCGUCUGCCUCAUCGGCCGCCAGAAGGACUACGUCUACAUCUGGGACUUUGGCGUCUUUCCCCACGUCAAUCUCAGAAAACCUUCCGUCGAGGACAGCAAAAGCGAGAAGAAGAACAACUAGACCACUCUCUUCCCUCCUUUUUUUUCUUUUUCUUUUUCUUUUCUCUCCACUCUUCUCUCUUAUUCUAUUCUUUCCUUAUGAGUUCAGUAUAGUUUUUCGUUUUGCUUUUUGGGAAGCCGCGUAGGUUUAGCGUCUUUUUGUAUCGUUUCUACUUGUAUACGCUGCGCGCGUGCGUGUUUGCGUUGGGGCUCUUUGCAACCAACCGAAUCGAUCUGGUUUAAAAUAUCCAUGUUUUCUUCUCUUCCUGCUCUGUGAUUACCAGUAUUAAAGAAAAAAAGAGUAUGCUCUAUGCUAUUUGGUGUAU
Myxozyma melibiosi is the source of this 1409-nucleotide messenger RNA. RefSeq names its product alkaline ceramidase. The transcript has 3 exons. Lineage: Eukaryota; Fungi; Ascomycota; Lipomycetes; Lipomycetales; Lipomycetaceae. Gene Ontology annotation, cellular component: endoplasmic reticulum membrane. The record is from RefSeq and is a predicted model, not a curated record. Bases 230 to 1105 code for a protein of 291 amino acids. Gene Ontology annotation, biological process: ceramide biosynthetic process; ceramide catabolic process.